Messenger RNA from Xyrauchen texanus (razorback sucker), 2327 nucleotides. RefSeq names its product podocin-like. The record is from RefSeq and is a predicted model, not a curated record. Gene Ontology annotation, cellular component: plasma membrane. Bases 30 to 1196 code for a protein of 388 amino acids. Lineage: Eukaryota; Metazoa; Chordata; Actinopteri; Cypriniformes; Catostomidae. The transcript is spliced from 8 exons.
UCUUUGCAAUUCCUGUGAGAGAGCCUGAGAUGGAGAAAAAGGCAGAAAGCCCUCAUCAUUCUUCAAGAUCUGGGAGAGUAAAGGAGCCAUCAUCUUCCACUAAAGACACAAAGACAAAAGCGGCCAAAUCUGUGAAGCUCCAAGAGCCCCACAUAAGGAAAGAGAGAAAGAAACCAGAAGUGCCAAAGGUAGAGGAGCGAGUUGAAGCCAAGGAGGAGGUUAAAGUCAUCUCCAGCAGCACUGUCGUUAAUGUAGACAGUGUGAGGGAACGAAUUAAAGAGGAGCAGGAGGAGUUAUUAGGGUUAUUGGAGACUGAGGGACAUGGAGAAGGCUUGAAGAAGCGAUACCUUGGAGUUUGUGAGCUUAUUCUUGUCGUUUUUGUCCUUUCUGUGGUUAUUUUCUUCUUCCCUCUUUCGAUUUGGUUCUGUCUGAAGAUUGUGAGAGAACAUGAGAGAGCGGUGAUAUUUCGACUGGGGCACCUAUUGCAAAGAAAACCCAGGGGCCCAGGGUUAAUUUUUUGUCUCCCAUUUCUGGACGUGUGCCAAAUAGUGGACAUUCGUCUGAAAAUGUUGAAGAUCCCAUCUCAUACGGUGGUGACCAAAGAUCUAGUGUGCACUGAAGUGAGUGCGGUAUGUUACUACCAUAUCGAGAAUGUGUCUGUUUGUUACUCGUCGUUUGCUGCUGUUCCAGCCGUGUUACAGGCAUUGGCCCAGGUCUCAAUCAGAGAGAUACUGGCCCAUUAUGCCUUCACUGAUAUUUUACUAAACAGGAAACUGAUGGCCCAGAAGAUUCAGGUUUCUUUAGAUUCUAUUACUUGCCGAUGGUGUAUCAAGGUGGAAAGAGCAGAGAUAGAGGAAAUCAGUCUUCCGCCUGAGCUUCAACACAACUUUGCUAUUGAGGCUGAAGCAAGAAGACAGGCACAAAUCAAAUUAAUCGCUGCAGAGGGAGAGAAGGCAGCUUGUGAGGCUCUAAAGACCUCAGUGGAGUCUCUCUCUGGGUCUCCGCUGGUCAUCCAUCUUCGAAUUUUGCAGCUACUGCACAGUCUGCGCUCUGAGCAACCAGCUGUGGUCCUCAACAUACCUCCUGAAGUCUUGAGCCAAUCCAUUGACCUCACCAGUUUAACCAGAACAGCUAAUCAAAGCCUUACCACAGGUGAUGCCUCAGAAGAGAGUGCUAAAGACUCCCCUAUGAUGUAAAGAUGCCAGCGUCUUACUGGCAAUUUAUGUUAAUAUGCAAAUGUAAGGAACACAUAAUUAUUCCAUGAUUGUUUGUUCAUAAAAUUUGUUCAGGUUUCUUUUGAAAUACCACUAAUUUAGAGCUUUAUGUUGUUUUAUAAUGAAUCCAGCUAACACUCACUCAAACAAAAUAUAUUUUGCUAACACUUCAUAAUAAGGUUGGAUAUGUUAUCAUUAGUUAAAGGGGCACUCAGUAACUUUUUGUUCGUGUCAUCUUGUUCUGAAUCCCAACAAAACCAAACUUAAGAUGUUCUCAAAUGUAAAAUUAAAGUCACUAAACCUUCUAUCAAUCAUUACCUACCAAGGCUCUGAGACUGAGUCAGUAUCUCAAAACAAAUACCUAAGAAUUCUAAUGGAUGAUUCUCUCUCUUGUGCCUCAUAUUCACAAUUUGGUAAAAAAAAAAAAAAAAAGAAGUUGAUUCUAAAAUAAAAACCCAAUUUCAAGUCUAUCCUUUGACACCAAAAGGAGACUUGUUGCUACCUCUUUAAUGUUUGUUCUGGAUUAUGACGAUGUUAUAUACAUGCAUGCAUCCUCGCAAUGUUUACACACACUGGAUACUGUCUACCACGGAGCACUGAGAUUUGUUUCAAAUUGUAUAGCCCUUACUCAUCAUUGCACCUUGUAUGCUCGGGUUGGAUGGUCUGCUUUGUCCUCCCAUAGACUCAAUCACUGGCACACUUUUAUUUACACGGCUAUUCUUGGUCUGCUUCUAUCUUACCUACAGACCUAUACCUUUCAAAAAAGUAUGGGAAGUUACUGUCUUCAUUCCCAAGACUUAUUUCUUCUAUCUAUACCUAAAGCCCAUACUGAAUUGGGUAAAAUGGCAUUUAAGUAUACUGCUCCAUCUGGUUGGAAUCAGUUUGGAACUGAAUCUCAGAGAGCUGGUCUUGCUUAAUGAACAAAGAGGUAUUUAUAAACAUUUUGGAAGCAGUCACAAUUGAUUGCCAAUGUUAUGACUGACCAUUAUUGCCCCUGUUUGACCUGCGAUAAAAGUGACAUUUAAAUAUUCAAAUGCCUUAUGUUUUUUUUGUUUGAGGUCCAUGACUCCAUAACUUUUAUUUUAUGUAUAUGCAUAUACUUUCCUUUGUAUA